Lactuca saligna is the source of this 1425-nucleotide messenger RNA. Lineage: Eukaryota; Viridiplantae; Streptophyta; Magnoliopsida; Asterales; Asteraceae. The record is from the annotation of a GenBank genome assembly.
AUGGUUCUCGUGAAUCUUCAACAUUUGUCACACCUUCAUUUGCUCAACUGUUCACAAUGUUCAAGGAAAUGGGGUAGAAAUUUUAAGACAAAGUUGAUUCAAACCUUUCAAGAAUUAAGAAAGCUCGCCUUCCCACAUAAUGGCACUUUCUCAGUUUUGUCCUCACUCAGUCUCUUUUCAGAUCUAGUUUCAUUAGCAUGCUUUCAAUCGAAUAUAGAAGGUCCAAGCAAUUGUGUUUUCUUGGUUGAUGACGAAUCAAAUGAGGACAAUGACCAAGACGGUGAAAAUCAAUUCGAACGUGAAGGUCUUACUAAAAGCUUUCCAAUACAAGAUAGUCAAGAUGAGGAUACUCCUACGCAGAUGGAAGACAUACCUUCCAAUGAAGGACUGAUAGUUGAUGAUGAACCAAAUGACAUGUCAAUCAUCCUACACUCUAAAGCGUCUACCAGGACAUUCAACAUUGAUCUUGAUGAUUACUCUCCCUCAACUCCACAAGAGUAUACAAAUGAAGCAGAUACAUCUGAACCUGAGCCUGAACAUGUUAAAAUAACUGCCCAUAUGGCAGCUGACGUUAGUGAUCAAGUUCAACUUCAAUUGGAUUCAUUGCGCUCUGACAUUUCAAAUCUCUCUAAAUCCAAUUCUCAGAAGGUCCAUAACAACUCGGGUGAUAUCUCUUCUCUUCAGAAAACUGUUCAGCUAUUAGUCAAUGAAGUCAAGGAUAUCAAGCCACGUAAACCAGAGGGGGAAAAGGUAGACAAGUCCAGAUCAAUUCAUUCUCAUAUCAUUCAUCAGAUUCUAGAUUCACCAAAUGAGUUUGAGAAAAGGAGAAAUGAAAAAUUAGAGUCAAUCAAGAAAAUGGUUGUUGAAGCAAGACUAAAAGCUCAACAAAACAGAGUACAAAUGGUAAAAAUAGAAAAGGAACUCAUUCGAAAGCAAGGGAUCAAGCAUCCAGCACUAAAGAUUAAGGUCAUCAAGCCUACAAAUUCCUUUACACCUCUAUCAGAUUCCUCUAAAGAAAAUUGGGAUAUCCAUGCACCCCCGAAUGGUACAAAAUUCAAUUUGUGGCCAAGUGCAAUAUAUCUAGUUAAGUCUGGUAUAGACAUUGAAGAAGUGAAGAAAGGAUUCUUAUUGAAGAAACCAAUUCAAGUUGUCUCUGUAUGGUCAAAGUUCAAAAAUGCUUCAAUUAGUAAAACAGACAUCCGAGAAUUUCAAAAGAUGUCAUAUGCAUUCUUUCAAGGAAAAAGGACAAACAACUCUGAAUUCAUAUUUUCUGAAGCUGAUUUGCCUAGGAUAAAUCAACCUGAUAUCAAAUCACUGAUUUGUUGGUUGAAGCAAAGGGCAAGUACUAAUAAAGCUUAUGCAGAUGCCCUACAGCGCUUGAGGCAAUAUGUUUUGAAUAUGGUUAUGGAUUUCAGUGUUGAUUGA